AUGCCGGAGUUGCUGAACCCACUCGUCGAUGCUGUAUUCAAUUGUCAGGAUGUGGAGGCGUCCCCUUUAAGAAAAGUGUACUCUUCGUUACAUGAUAUACCGUUCAUUUUGUUGGUUCCGCCUACCUUUGCUCUUUGGUACUACGAUGACAGAAACACGAAAUUUCCUCUCCAUGAAUUGUGCCAUUCUCCGGAGUUUGUCUCUUCUCACAUAUUAACACGAUAUUCGGGGAAAGAUAACAAACCAAUAGAUACAGAUUUGUCCAGGCUACGAGCAGUUAGGGAGGCAAAAUUUUGUACUUUUAAUGGGAAAAUCAUCAAUGGAUUGUUUUCCAAACAGUCCCUCUACACAACGGACGGGUUUUCCUUUAGAAGCACGAGGCGAAUCCUAAAAUAUGAAACUUUAGACCACUUUCAGAAUUACUUGCAAGGCAGUUCCACCUUUAUUUUGAUUUACAUAGACCAACCUUUGAUAGACACAAAUAGAUUGUUGAAAUGUGAGGAUCUUGACUGUUUCCCGAACUUGACCAUAAACACAACCCCAUCGACAAGAUCCUUGGCCAAUUUAUCAUCAGCAGAGGUCCCUCCGCAGAGGAAUCCGCUGCUGAAUAGCAUGAUCCACGCUCAAUAUAACUGGAAGUUCCGGGCGGUGUUUCAAAACUAUAGGAAAGAGAUCACGCAGUCUGAGAGCAUGCUGAUUCCAGGUUUCCGAAAAACGAUAGACAAGAUAUAUGACGGGCUCGAUAACUCCUUUCAUACAAUACCCACUAUAAGACAACUCAUACAAGAAUACGUUGAGCAGAAUGUUUAUGAUGACGUAUGGCAAGUUCUAAUAAACAGAAAUAAUGCUGAGGGGGAGAAGGAGAAACAGUCAGAGAGUUCUGAUAUUUUCCGGUUUAUCUCGCUAGACCAACUGGACACGGAUUUUUAUAAAGCCAAGUUUUCUAAAUUUUAUCUCAAGGACAUCGUACAAUUAGAGAAGAACAUUUCGAAGGCAACAAAAUCUUUUGAAAAUCUAUCGGUAACACAUACUUAUGUGGAGAAAUGUAGAGUGUUGGUAGAGACAUUACAAAUAUUAUCGAAACCCGUUAAAAGGGUAGGAGGUUACCAGGUCCCAAUUACAGCAGAUACUUUGGUCAGUCUUUUCAUCUUGCUGAUUAAGAGAACAAAGAUGAAAAACAUCAGGUGUCAUUUGUACUAUCUACAAAAUUUCCACCAAGACGAAAACAGCAUUAAGUUUGGAUUAUUGGGUUACGCAAUAUCCACUUUAGAAGCUGUGAUAUGCUACUUAGAAACGAUUGAAACAGAUAAGGAGAGGUUGGACUGCAUUGAAAAAAACGACGCUAAUCUAGAAGAGUUCCUGACUUUAUUGACACGCUCAAAAUGUGUGUCUAAUGAGGGGCUUGACUUAUCAAAAUAUUCCCACAACUUCAGAUAUAGGAAUGGCGAUGGUAAUUCCACACUUUCACUGUGCAUCAUCAACUUCAAGAACGACAUAUUCUUUGAGUUACUUUCAGAAAACUAUGAAUCGUACUUUGCCUUUGAAGAUUUACUAGAGGAUCAAACUACAGAAGGGACGACCCUUCUCAUGCAAUCAUUACAACAUAGCAAUCAUGAAAUAACAGAAUAUUUGACAGACAUAAUGCUUAAGAACAGUACCGAGGAAGAGUUAUACUAUUAUUGUGGAAAAAGAGAUAAAUACAAGCGUAAUAUUGGUCAUUAUAUAUGCGGACAGCAGACCCUGCUACAGAAAAUUGGUAAAUACAUAAAAUGGGACAGCAAAGAUUGCACUGGUCAGACGCCAUUAUGUGUGAUUUUUAGAAGUUACGAUCAAGCUUUCUACGAUGUCAUGGUUGAAACAUCUUUUGCUAUUGCAGUUGAAUGGUACAGUACUGUUAAGAAUUCAAAAUUUUGUUUUCGGGAUCAUACAGACAGUAAGGGAAAUACUCUACUGCAUAUAAUAAAGUGCAACAUAUCGUUUCUUUUACAAUCGCCCGAUGUUGACAUCAACAAAGUGAACAGUCAAGGACUAAGUCCGUUGACAAACAAUGCAAUGUACGAUAGAGGUGAAAACGUGGAAGCCCUCUUGAAGGAUCCUAGACUGAUAUUCAGCAGUUUUGAUUUUCUAAAACAAUACCCAAAUACCAAAUCGGCACCUAUUUUAUCUCACUACUGUCUUGACAAUGAGGCACCUUUCCGUAAUAUCAUCGCCAGUCAUUUCGAUUUCAGGAUAAGUAAUAAACGCAGCGUUGUAUUGACCUCUCGAUCAAAGGAGGACGCCCAGGAACUUAUUGGCAGCGAAGCGUUUGAACUGAAAAAUCUUAAAGCUUUGUUUCGGCUUCUACUGAAGCAACAUCCCUUUACUUUUUUCCCUUUAGAAGAACUGUUGGAUGAGUUGAGUGUUGUCGAAAAGACGGCUAGUUCUCGGUCUCUAAUGAAAUCAUCGUUUUGUUCCAAGGUAUUGAAGAAACUCACAUACUGUCUGGACUCGAUGGUUGAAAUGGAACUACUACCUACGGCCGCCUUGCAAAGUGUCGCAUUAUUGGAGCGGCACAUAGCAAAGGAAAAGGUGACCGUGGAUGAAGAGAAAUUGAAAAGACGAUCCAAAGAUAAAAAAAUGCAACCGGAAAGUAUUGGAACCAUUACAACUUUCCUAAAGUACAUUUUGGAGUCCUUGCUUAAACUGAAAGGUACUAUUAUAGAGUUGAGGAAAUUUUCCAUACUAUCAAAAUUAAAGUCUAAAGAUAUUUCAGAGAGUAAAAACAUUGUUUGUACGUUGGGAGCGGAAGUGAGCAGCAAAAAAAUUGGUAGAGCAAUGGUCCGAUACAGUACUAUCGAUAACAAAUUUUUGGGUGAACAAAGUUUUGAUCUACUAGUGUUUCAAAUACAUUUUUUUGAGAGUUGUCUAAGCAGCAUCAUUAACAGCAUUGACCACCUCUUACAUUUGAAGAUACCAGAAUGGUGGAAGUGUUAUGGACAGCUUUUGGAACUAAGCAAAGAGGAUCCGAGUGUUUUAGCACGCGAAUCGGAUCAUAAACAGACCCCCAAUGCUAGUAAUAAUGUUGGUACUUCGACCACCGACCAUACAAGUGGCAUGGGCGUAUUAGGGACAUUUAUUGAGGGGAAAAGAAUAAAAAACCAAGAACGAACUAGGGCGGCUAUCUCAGAUUUACAAAGAAGGUUGAAGCUUCUGGAUAAUGAGAUAGAUACGAACAAUACUUUGGUGGUAAUUGAGUACUGUAUCUUCAUCAACUUCCAGAGUAAAUUCAUCCACUCCGCGAUGUUGGAGAAGUGGGUCAAAUUGAAUAUUAAUCUUUUGAAGAAAUCUCUAUUAGAUAGCAAGGAAAAACGUAUUCGCAAAGAAGCGGUAAGAAGUAAAGCCAGUGACAACUCGUAG
This is a messenger RNA of Huiozyma naganishii CBS 8797, 3396 nucleotides long. RefSeq lists its product as uncharacterized. Gene Ontology annotation, cellular component: transport vesicle; early endosome; tubular endosome. The record is from RefSeq and is a predicted model, not a curated record. The coding region runs from base 1 to 3396 and encodes 1131 amino acids. The transcript has a single exon. Gene Ontology annotation, molecular function: SNARE binding; guanyl-nucleotide exchange factor activity. NCBI's taxonomy places the organism in Eukaryota, Fungi, Ascomycota, Saccharomycetes, Saccharomycetales, Saccharomycetaceae. Gene Ontology annotation, biological process: early endosome to late endosome transport.